Messenger RNA from Ectocarpus sp. CCAP 1310/34, 822 nucleotides. Lineage: Eukaryota; Phaeophyceae; Ectocarpales; Ectocarpaceae. The record is from the annotation of a GenBank genome assembly.
GCUUCGGUCGUGUGCUCGUUUGUCGUGUCGGGCGUAGUACACGAGGCCGUUGGGUUCGUGGCCAUGCGGCGCACGGUUUGGCCGUUCAGCACCUUCUUCCUCGCCGUCACCGCGUCCAUGGCGCCGUUCUGGGACACGCUGUUUCCCGUUGUGGCGGACACGAGCACCCCCGGCACACGGCCUACGGGCAGGCGUGCGUUCGCAUCCAUUGCCGCUGGUGGGAGUGACGGUGGUGGAACCUCGGCCGAAACGGAAGCGGAGAAUUCUGCAGCAGUGCCCAGCACGGCCGCGAGACCAACCACAGCGCAAGGUACAGUCAACGCGUGUAGCGGGAAUGAUAUUGGCGCUGAGAACGGGGAGCCCGCCGAUGGCCAGCAUGCGGGCCACCCUUCGAAGGGUGUUGCGAACAAGAACCGGGUUGUGACUGGGCAGCAGGGGAGUGAGGCCCCACGCUUGGGGAGGAAAGGAGCUCCCUGGCCGAAGAUUGGCCGUCGGAGAGGUUGGGCAGCUGCCGUAGUCUACGGUGGGAUGUACAUGCCCCUAGCUUUGGUUGUGGACUAUUUUGUGUGGCAGUGGUGGCGACACACCCAUAUGGCCGAGUGAUUUUGUGACAAGUGUAUGACCUGUAGGGAGUCCCGCGCCCUAGCUCUCGAGCAACGUUGCUGAUCGUACAAACCGGAGUGCCUCGUGGAUCGCGUAAGCAAAUGUGUUCGAUGAUUGGUAUUGUCUCUAGUGUAUGUGGUGGUGAGAGGUUGUGUAACAGUUGAUGUCGCUCAAGUGUCUCGCCCUUUCGAGCAACAUGCGUUGUACAUACACUACACU